AUGCCCACCAAAUUCAAGCUCAACACCGGCGCGGAGAUUCCAGCCAUUGGCUUCGGUACAUGGCAAGAUGAAAAUGCCCAGGAAGAAGCCGUGAUCGAAGCACUCAAAGCCGGUUAUAGGCACAUUGAUACCGCAAGAGUAUACCUCACCGAGAAAGCCGUCGGUAAAGCAAUCAAGAAAAGUGGUAUUCCACGUCAAGAGCUUUUUAUCACGACCAAGUUGUGGAACAACAAGCACCAUCCAGAUGAUGUAGCGCCCGCAUUAGAGCAAUCACUUGAUGAUCUGCAGCUGGAUUAUGUCGACCUAUAUCUGAUACAUUGGCCGGUUGCCUGGAAACGCGGAGAGGACCUUUUCCCCAAGCAGAACGGUAACAUGAUAUUAGAGAAUAUCGAUAUCGUCGAUACGUACAAGGCCAUGGAAAAGCUCCUCGGCACCGGAAAAGUCAAAGCCAUUGGCGUCUCCAACUUUUCCAAAGCCGAGAUGGAGCGGCUCCUACAAGACACCUCGGUCGUCCCGGCCGUUCACCAAAUGGAGUGUCAUCCGUGGCUGCAGCAGCGCAGCUUUACAGCAUGGCACCGUGAGAAAGGGAUUCAUGUCACACACUACUCACCCUUCGGAAAUCAAAAUCAGUUUUACGGUGAGAAAGGCUCGAUUGGAAAGUUGAUCGACGAGCCUAUUCUUGCGGAGAUUGGCAAGCAAUAUGACAAGAGUGCACCUCAAGUUACACUCGCCUGGGCCGUUACCCAGGGCCAUUCCGCUCUUCCAAAGUCGAAAACUCCUUCGCGGAUUCAGUCCAAUCUUGGGGGCGACUUUCGACUGGGGCCCCAUGAUAUGGAGAAGAUCCAGUACAUUGACAAGAAGAUUCGUUUCAAUGAUAGCAGUGGGGAGUUUGGGCGAGAUUUCUUUACUGACCUGGAUGGCAAAUAA
Messenger RNA from Penicillium brasilianum, 927 nucleotides. NCBI's taxonomy places the organism in Eukaryota, Fungi, Ascomycota, Eurotiomycetes, Eurotiales, Aspergillaceae. The record is from the annotation of a GenBank genome assembly.